This is a messenger RNA of Oikopleura dioica, 441 nucleotides long. NCBI's taxonomy places the organism in Eukaryota, Metazoa, Chordata, Appendicularia, Copelata, Oikopleuridae. The record is from the annotation of a GenBank genome assembly.
AUGUCUAAUUCAACAAAUUAUUUUGCCAGCGAUGUACCAGCUCUUUCUCCGACCAAAAAGCGAAAAUCUUCCGGUGACACUUAUCAGCCCAAGAAAAUGAUCAUGCUGGAAGAUCGAAGCAGUCCACUUGAUGACCGUCUCAGCGAAAUCUUCAACUGCAUCGCCCAACCCGCAAAAGAAGAAGAGUCUUCCGAAAACACGUCUCCAGCCACGUAUAAGGAACGAAUGCUUUACCGCGCGCUGUUUCAGCUUCAUACUAUUUUGGCACAGCAUGAUGAUAAUGGACGGCCGAACCUUGUUGUACGAAAUGCGGAGGAUAAAGACUGGAAGACUGAUAAAAAGUUGAAGAAGUAUUCCCGACAGGUCAAGGAAUCGAAGAAGUUGCAUCCGUUCAUCAAAGCGUCGUUGAAGAGGAUUGAAAAGAAACAGUCUCCAAAAUGA